Calliphora vicina (urban bluebottle blowfly) is the source of this 333-nucleotide messenger RNA. RefSeq lists its product as uncharacterized. The record is from RefSeq and is a predicted model, not a curated record. The annotation marks the transcript as partial. Gene Ontology annotation, molecular function: chitin binding. The transcript has a single exon. NCBI's taxonomy places the organism in Eukaryota, Metazoa, Arthropoda, Insecta, Diptera, Calliphoridae.
UUUGCUGUUGCCUGUGUUUUGGCUUGUGAUCCCCAUGGCAAUAAUCAGCCUGAAUGUUCUAGCAGCAAUUUGAAUGUACCCAUUCGUAACUUCUGGGAUCCCACUCACUACUGGGUGUGUAACUCGGCUGGUUCUACUGCCGAAUCUGUACGUUGUCCCGACGCUAACGGCUUUGAUUCGACAAAGGGUGCCUGUGUUCAUUUCGAAGAAUGGGCUUGGACUGAACCUUGUCCAUCUGCUUAAUACUGAGUUUUAUUCUGUUGAAAACUAAAAUAAAAGAAAAUUUAAUAUAAACAUUGGAAUAUUUAUUUGUAAAAUGUAUGGAACAUAUUA